AGUCAGUACGGAAAAGGCUGAUAUGGAGAUUAACCUUUUUGAAAUUGCCAACAGUAGCCCUUCAGGAUCAGCUGCUGUGGCUUUCAUGAGCUACAACACGAUGGAGAAUCUACUGAAGCCAGACUUCUUCAACACAUCAAACAACACGAUUAAAACCAUGAUGUCCACUGUGAUCUCAGAUACUCUUCCCAAACCCACCAACACUAAACUCACCAAACCAGUCAACUUCACCCUAAAACACAUCAGAGAGUUUGAUCCCAGUGGUUCUGUGUCCUGUGUGUACUGGAAUAUCAGCGAGUGGAUUGUAGAAGGUUGUUCUGUUUUAAAGACCAACAGCAGCUACACUGUGUGUUCCUGUGAUCAUCUGUCCACAUUCGCUCUCAUCAUGCAAACUAGCCAUCCACCAGAGAGCAACCCACUGAUGGAGCUGUUGAAUUUGGUGUGUGUGAUUGUGGGGCUGGUGUUCUUCAGUUUGGCCCUGUUGAGCUUUGCCCCUGGGUCAGGCAGCAGUACAGGAAGCUCUUCAGAUGUCUUUGCUGUGCCAAACAACACUGAGGACAUCAGCAUCAAGUUCUGA
Messenger RNA from Sinocyclocheilus grahami, 577 nucleotides. Its product is annotated as adhesion G protein-coupled receptor E3-like. Bases 23 to 577 code for a protein of 184 amino acids. Gene Ontology annotation, molecular function: G protein-coupled receptor activity. The transcript is spliced from 5 exons. Gene Ontology annotation, cellular component: plasma membrane. Lineage: Eukaryota; Metazoa; Chordata; Actinopteri; Cypriniformes; Cyprinidae. The record is from RefSeq and is a predicted model, not a curated record. Gene Ontology annotation, biological process: adenylate cyclase-activating G protein-coupled receptor signaling pathway.